UUCUAGCCAACCUGCUUGACUUCCUCUCUCUACAGCCUGGACAGGAAGUCAGAACACCUCGGGAGGUGAGGCUAAUGGGCCUUGUGAAUGAGAACACGGGUCAUCCUAACAUCCUGCGGCUCUACGAGUGGUUCGAUGCCCCAGACUGCUACGUGAUGGUGCUAGAGCGGCCUGACCCCUGUAAGGACCUGGUGGACUUCUGCUACACCCAGAACAAAAAAGUGAUGGAUGAACAGCAGGCCCGGGCAGUGAUAGACCAGCUGCUUCACGCCCUCCUGCACUGCCAGCAUGCAGGAGUGUUCCAUCGGGAUGUGAAACCAACCAACAUCCUGAUAAACACGGAGACCCUGCGUGUCAUCCUCAUUGAUUUUGGGUGUGGAACUUCCUGGAAGGACACGCCUUUCAGUUCCUUCGCAGGCACCACUGACUUCUCACCUCCAGAGUGGUUUGAGGAGGGGCUGUACCAGGCUGGGCCCUUCACAGUGUGGUCCCUCGGGGUCACAGUGUUUGAUAUCGUUUGUGGCUACCUGCCAUUUAACCCGGACGAUGGCCAUGAGAGCAUGAGCAGAGUCCACUUCCCUACAGGGCUGUCCUCAGAAAUCAAGGACUUCAUGAGCAGGUGUUUGGCACCAGAGGUGAAAGAACGAGCGACGCUAGAAGAGCUCCAGCGUCACCCGUGGCUCCACCCCACCUGCUUACAACAAGUAGGAUUCAGGAAGAGGAAGAUGAGGAGGGAGGAAGAUGGAGAGCAGAAAAGGAGCUCCUCUGACUCUCUCAUUCCUGCAAAGUGCCUCUGGAAAGAUCAAGAUGAAUGCCUUCAGCUUCUGGCAUCACCUACUCCAGGAGGAGAAGGCCAAGGCCAUGAAGGAAAGGGCCUGAGUGAACAUGGUCCCCAGGCCCCCGUACUCAGCCUUGGCCAGACAGAGGAUGACCAUCUGAGCCACGGCCAAAGCAGUGAGCAGUUCCUAUCUGCCUGCUCCUCUUUGCGGUCGUAUUACAGCUGUCAAUCCACAGAGAGGAGAGGCAUGAAUGAGGAGACAGGCGUGAAGAGCCAUCGGGAGAACCAGAAAAUGGCAGCAAACUGCCUUAAGAAAGCCUCAGAAAAGCCCCAGAAGGCUGGCGUGAGGAAGAGGAAGAUGGGGUGUGAAGAGCAGGCAGUGGUGCAGGGAAAGAACCUGGGUCCCUACAGCGGGACCAGACCUGCAAAGUGCCCACGGAAAGAUUUGCAGGAUAUGGGCCAGAUGAUGCACUACUCUGCCUCGAUGCCUCGGGCCUCCAGGACCAUGAAUCCAAUGUCCUCCUGGGGUGGAUAAUAUAACGUUGAGGCAGUCUGGCACAAACAGAAACUAAGCAGCUCGGUCACUUUUCAUCGCUGUUUAACUUUUGGUUUGACACCGACACAUGGAUACGUCACAGUCUGCUUGAGCCCCAUAUUAUCCUCCACCUUCCCAGCCUGCCUUAACCCUGUUUUAGCCCCGCCCCACCUCAGAUGCAGUAAGUGCCAAAGUACAUGGUGUGCUCCACUGCAGUCUGCAGCCACAUACACAAGCCACCAUGCGGCAGGAAAGCUUGUGGACUGCACGUUUGUAAGCGUUGUUGCAUUUAAAACAUUCAGAAUAAUUAUCCAAGGGACAUACAAUUAAAAUGACAAUAAGAAGUCAAAUAAAACCUGGGGAAGUUUGGUGACGCUCCCUCAGGCAAGAUUUGUGGUGCUCCUUGCAGCAGCAGUUCUGACUUCCUGCUUUUCCAGGUGGAUGAAGUUUCUGUGCUGCAGUCCCAUCAAGCCAGGGAGGCUGUGCAGGAAACUGACCAGCGGAGGAAAACCCCUGUGCAGCCGGGUCCAGAGAGUUCUAAGCCCAGGCCUAGUUAAAUCAAAGACAAAGAGUUCCAUUAGUGCUUAUGAUCAGCAUGGCAGAGGUAAAGCACUAUAACACACACAGGCCCCGUGCACACAUACAUUCACACACUUUGCUGUUUCUGCCUUUCCUUUUCAUUAGAGCAACUUUGUAUGCUCCCACAAUGCCAGCUAUCCCUCUGCAGUUCAGAAGCUGAACUACGCAGUCAGUUUAGCAUGUAGUGUUCCUGUUGGCCAUCCUUAAUUUCAGGCUAACAUGGCUUUUUAUAGCACAAAUGAAAAAUUGAACACUGACAUUGGUGUCAUAUGUCAAUGGUGUCAUAAAGACCGGAGACGUCUCCUCUCCUUACAGAACAGGCAGCUGUAUACUUCUGAGCAGUAAAAGACUGGUAUUUGUUAUUUCAGGGAGCAAUGUAAUUAUCAUUCAAGUUCAGACAUACAAGACCCCUUUAAUCCCAGUGAAACACAGAUGAG
Anguilla anguilla (European eel) is the source of this 2329-nucleotide messenger RNA. Its product is annotated as serine/threonine-protein kinase pim-3-like. Gene Ontology annotation, molecular function: ATP binding; protein serine/threonine kinase activity. Bases 75 to 1313 code for a protein of 412 amino acids. Gene Ontology annotation, biological process: negative regulation of apoptotic process; protein autophosphorylation; regulation of mitotic cell cycle. Gene Ontology annotation, cellular component: cytoplasm. The transcript has 8 exons. NCBI's taxonomy places the organism in Eukaryota, Metazoa, Chordata, Actinopteri, Anguilliformes, Anguillidae. The record is from RefSeq and is a predicted model, not a curated record.